Molecule: messenger RNA, 3149 nt
Organism: Acanthaster planci (crown-of-thorns starfish)
Lineage: Eukaryota; Metazoa; Echinodermata; Asteroidea; Valvatida; Acanthasteridae
Molecular function (GO): calcium ion binding
Source: RefSeq, a predicted model, not a curated record
AUGGACAGCCAGGAUGCGGUGGUUGUCACGGAAACCAAAGUGAAGGAACAAGCCGAUAAUCUCAUGACAGCCAUAGGGAAUGGCAGCUUGUCAAUUUCAAGCAUUCCUGACAUUACCUUAGAAGUUGACACAGACAUGAUGUCAUUUGGCGACUCUAAACUGAUCUGUCAACCAGGCUACAUCCUCAGCAAUGAUAGUUUCUACUGCACUGCGUGUAGUUCUGGAACAUGGUACAAUCAGGACUCAGAAGAUUGUGAUUACUGCCCCAGAGGGAGUUAUCAGGAGCAGCAGGCUGCAGAGUCAUGUAUUGACUGCCCCCCUGGAACCACAACAGCCAAUGAAGGGGCGAAAAACAGCUCAUCUUGUGAAGAGGAAUGCCCAGCCGGAAGGUUUUCCUCCAAUGGCCUCGUCCCCUGCUUCAAAUGCCUUAUUGGCCAGUAUCAAUCGCUGCCUGGCCAGACGUCAUGCCAACCGUGCCCUAGCGAGAAAACAACUCUCAGCUACGGAGCAGAAACCAUCGAUCAGUGCCUCGAUAUCUGUCCACCAGGCAGUUAUUCAGAGACUGGACUGGCUCCCUGCCUUCCAUGUGCACGUCGUUACUACCAGCCCAACAGCCAGAAGAGACGCUGUUUACUGUGUCCUGGAAGGACCACUACGGCGGGCACUGGAUCUACCAGCGUAGAACAGUGUGGUGAUAUGGAGGAUUGUGUGGCUGCGCUGUGCGAGCACCAGGCUACCUGUGUAGACCUGAUUGAGGGUUACCGGUGUGACUGUCCACCAGGCUAUCAAGGAGUCCACUGUGAAGAAGAUGUUAAUGACUGCGUAGAUCACAGAUGCGUCAACGGCGCGACCUGCUUUGAUAGGUUGGUGGGAUAUUCCUGCCAGUGUGGACCAGGAUUCCAAGGCAAAUUUUGCGAGAUGAACAUCGACGAGUGUGCAUCCUCACCAUGCGAGCACGAAGGUGUGUGCAAUGACCACAUUAAUGGAUAUCGCUGCCAGUGUACGUCCAACUACCACGGUGCCCGAUGCGAAUUGGAGAUUAACAGUUGUUCUCCUAGUCCCUGUGGAAAUGGAAGCACCUGCCAAGUUCAUGAUGGGGGGUACCGGUGUGACUGUGCACCGGGAUACAGCGGUACCAACUGCACCUUGGACAUCAAUGAGUGUUCUAGCAGUCCGUGUCUUAACGGAGCUACCUGCCAAGACAGGCCCAACGGCUACACCUGCAUCUGUGCAGUUGGUUACGAAGGCGUGCGUUGUGAGAAUGGCGUGGACUGGUGUGCGGAAUCACCAUGCCACCCCAGCUCCACAUGCUUGAAUAUGGGAUCAACGUUCAGCUGUGUCUGUUCCCUACACCAGUCGGGCGAACUGUGUGACAAGACACCCUGUCAGAACAACGCUACCUUUCGGGCAAGCUCAGACAAUACCUACAGGUGUUAUUGCAUGCCAGGUUUCAGUGGACACAACUGCCACAUUGAUAUCAAUGAAUGCGCGUCAGAUCCUUGCUCCAAUGGAGGCACCUGCGUCGAUAGAUCCAAUGCUUAUCAGUGUGAAUGCCUGCCUGGUUUUGCUGGAGCCACAUGCUCAGUGGACAUUGACGAGUGUUCGUCCAAUCCCUGUGGAGUUGGUAAUGCCUGCGAAGAUGACAUCAACGGCUACGCUUGCAUAUGUCGACCGGGUUUCACUGGUACCCAUUGUGAUGAUCAUAUUGACUACUGCUCACCAUCUGCAUGCCAGCAUGGGGCCACAUGCAGUAAUACAGGUGUUGGGUACCAGUGCACAUGUGCAGCAGGGUUCGCAGGUCAUGACUGUGAGACCAACGUUGACGAGUGCGCCUCCAGACCUUGUCAAAAUGGCGGGGUCUGCGUAGACCUCGACAACGGCUUCAUGUGUUUCUGUCUGGCAGGAUUUAAGGGACAACUGUGUGAGGUCAGCAUAAGUAGCUGCUCCUGGAGUGGUGGACCCUGCGAUGUGGACAUCAAUGGAUGUCAGAGCCAGCCAUGCCAGCAUAAAGCAUUGUGCAUAGAUGACAUUGAUGGUUACCAGUGUGUUUGCCUACCGGGAUACACAGGGGUCCACUGUGAAAUUGAACUGUCGGCGGACUUUGACCUGGUGUUCUCCAGCUGGAUGCCCUCUAACCUCAUCCAGGUCAGAGAGAUCAGUGGCAUGACCUCUGCUGACCUCUCUGAACUCUCCUUGGCACUGUGGUUCAAGUCGUCUGCUUGCACUAGCGGCAUCGUCAUGGUGAAGUUGUCCAGCGGGCUAGCAACCAUAGUCGAAGUCAGAAAUCCGUGCAGCCUUCGAGUAAUACUUCAAGGCUCUCAUGCCGCUGUUGGGAACCAGUGGAAUUUCUGUGACGGACGAUGGCACAACCUUGUGCUGGUUUUGAAAUAUCGGACAACCUUGGAGUGGAAGUUGUACAUGGACCAGUCGCCAGCAGCUAAGGGCACUGUGUUGAGUGUCACAACAAGCAUUCCGAGUGGUUUGGCACUAAUGAUUGGCCAUGGAGCAGACUCUAAGACUGGUCCACACAAUUGCCAGUUCAGGCUGACAGGCCUCAACAUAUGGCAGGUUGCCCUGCAUGAAUCUAAGGUGCCAGACAUUGCUUCCAAUUGCAUUCCGUUCCAACCUGGCAAUGCCUUUGCUUGGAGUGAAAUGAUGACUCUGCCAGGGGCUAACAUCACGCGUACAUUGAGGGCGCCAUCAAUGUGCGACAAUGAGUAAAAAUCUGUAAUUGCCUCACAGACAUUGAUAGCAGGCUAGAUCGAUUUCACACAAAUUGAUACCUGCGGACACAGAUUUUCUAGGAGUGAAUUUGCUUGUACAUGUAAUGAUCGGUCAUUGGCUGUAAUAAUUUACAAGUAAACAUCCUUUGUUGAAAGACCAGGGCCCAGUGUUAUGCUAUUAGAAUAUUGGGAUAAGUUGAACGAUAGAUUUUCCUUGGUAACCAGUGUACACAAUUUUUCCUGAGUACCAACCACUAUCGACCAAUGGUUGACAAACACUCAUCAUUCAAAUUUGCCCAAUACAACGUCACGUAGAGUAAAGAUAAUCAACAAUACAGAGAUGAUCAAUACGAACGAGGGUGUCACCCAGAGAAGGAUUAACCUCUGUAAGGGAAAACCCAUGGCUGUUGUCAACAAUUAAAUUAA